Molecule: messenger RNA, 3129 nt
Organism: Erinaceus europaeus (western European hedgehog)
Lineage: Eukaryota; Metazoa; Chordata; Mammalia; Eulipotyphla; Erinaceidae
Gene: RAG1
Product: recombination activating 1
Exons: 1
Coding region: 1-3129 (1042 amino acids)
Biological process (GO): pre-B cell allelic exclusion; adaptive immune response; V(D)J recombination
Cellular component (GO): endodeoxyribonuclease complex; DNA recombinase complex; nucleus
Molecular function (GO): double-stranded DNA endonuclease activity; ubiquitin protein ligase activity; sequence-specific DNA binding
Source: RefSeq, a predicted model, not a curated record
AUGGCUGUCUCCUUGCCAUCCACCCUGGGACCCAGUUCUGUCCCAGAGGAAAUCCAGCACCCACAUAUGAAAUUUUCAGAAUGGAAAUUUAAGCUCUUCAGGGUGCGAUCCUUUGAGAAGGCACCUGAAGCUCCAAUGGAAAAGAAAGAUUCCUCUGAGGAGACACCCUCUCUUGAGCAAUCUUCAGCAGUUCUGGAUGAGGCUGGUAGUGAGAAGCCAGUCCUGUCUCAGUCAACACUGAAGCCCCACCCUAAAUUUCUGAAGCAUUCCCAUGAUGCUGUGAAAGCAAGAGACAAAGUCAUUCACCAAGCCAGUCUUCGACAGCUCUGCCGCAUCUGUGGAAAUCCUUUCAAAGCUGCAGGACACCACAGGCGAUAUCCAGUCCAUGGGCCUGUGGACAGCAAAACCCAAGGCCUUUUACGAAAGAAGGAAAAGAGAGUCACUUCCUGGCCAGACCUCAUAGCCAAGGUUUUUCGGAUCGAUGUGAAGACAGAUGUUGACUCCAUCCACCCCACUGAGUUCUGCCAUAACUGCUGGAGAAUCAUGCAGAGGAAGUUUAGCAGUGCCCCAUGUGAGGUGUACUUCCCAAGGAAUGCAAACAUAGAAUGGCACCCUCACACAUCAUCCUGUGAUAUCUGUCACGCCUCUAGUCGGGGCCUCAAGAGAAAGAGUCAGCAGUCAAAUGGACAACUCAGCAAAAGACUCAAAAGUGUGGUUGAUCAGGCAAGACAAAUCCAUCAACGUAAGAAACGAAAUCAGGCAAAGAUCAGCAGUAAGAAAGCGAUGAAGAAGAUCACCAACUGCAGUAAGAUUCAUCUUAGCACCAACCUUCUUGCCGUCGACUUCCCAGCCCAUUUUGUAAAAUCUGUCUCCUGCCAGAUUUGUGGACACAUUCUGACUGACCCCGUGCAGACCAGCUGCAAGCAUGUGUUCUGCAGGAUCUGCAUUCUCAGGUGCCUCAAAGUCAUGGGCAGCUACUGUCCCUCCUGCAGAUAUGCCUGCUUCCCUACUGACCUGGAGAGUCCAGUGAAGUCCUUCCUGAGCAUCUUGAAUUCCCUGCUGGUGAAAUGCCCAGCCAAAGGGUGCAAUGAGGAGGUCAGCUUGGAAAAGUACAAUCACCAUGUCUCCAGUCACAAGGAGUCAAAAGAGACCCUUGUGCAUAUUAACAAAGGGGGGCGGCCCCGACAGCAUCUCCUGUCCCUGACCCGGAGGGCUCAGAAGCACCGCCUGAGGGAGCUCAAGAUGCAAGUCAAAGCUUUUGCUGAUAAAGAGGAAGGUGGAGAUGUGAAAUCUGUGUGCCUGACCUUGUUUCUACUGGCACUUCGCGCAAGGAAUGAGCACAGACAGGCGGAUGAGCUGGAGGCCAUGAUGCAGGGGCGAGGCUCGGGUCUGCAGGCUGCUGUCUGCUUGGCAAUCCGUAUCAACACCUUCCUCAGCUGUAGUCAGUACCACAAGAUGUACAGAACGGUGAAAGCUAUCACAGGGAGGCAGAUUUUUCAGCCUCUGCAUGCUCUGCGGAAUGCUGAGAAGGUCCUGCUGCCAGGCUACCACCCGUUUGAGUGGCAGCCACCGCUGAAGAAUGUGUCUUCCAGCACUGACGUGGGCAUUAUCGAUGGUCUGUCUGGACUGUCCUCCUCUGUGGAUGACUACCCAGUGGACACCAUUGCCAAGAGGUUCCGCUAUGAUUCAGCUUUGGUGUCUGCACUGAUGGACAUGGAGGAGAACAUCUUGGAAGGCAUGAGGGCCCAAGACUUGGAUGACUACUUGAGUGGCCCCUUCACUGUAGUAGUGAAGGAAUCUUGUGAUGGAAUGGGUGAUGUGAGCGAGAAGCACGGCAAUGGGCCAGCCGUUCCAGAAAAGGCAGUUCGUUUUUCCUUCACUGUCAUGAAAAUCACCCUAGCACAUGGAUCUCAGAAUGUAAAGGUGUUUGAGGAAGCCAAACCCAACUCUGAACUGUGCUGCAAGCCUUUGUGCCUCAUGCUGGCAGAUGAGUCUGACCAUGAGACCCUGACUGCCAUCCUGAGCCCUCUCAUUGCUGAGAGGGAGGCCAUGAAGAGCAGUGAAUUAAUGCUGGAGAUGGGAGGCAUCCUCCGUACAUUUAAGUUCAUCUUCAGGGGCACUGGGUAUGAUGAGAAACUUGUCAGGGAAGUGGAAGGCCUUGAGGCCUCUGGCUCAGUCUACAUCUGUACUCUUUGUGAUGCCACUCGCCUGGAAGCCUCUCAAAAUCUUGUCUUCCACUCCAUCACCAGGAGUCACACUGAGAACCUGGAGCGCUAUGAGGUCUGGCGUUCCAAUCCAUACCAUGAGUCUGUGGAAGAACUGAGGGAUCGGGUGAAAGGAGUCUCAGCAAAACCCUUCAUUGAGACUGUCCCUUCCAUAGAUGCACUGCACUGUGACAUUGGUAAUGCAGCUGAGUUCUACAAAAUUUUUCAGCUAGAGAUAGGGGAGGUGUAUAAGAACCCCAAUGCCUCCAAAGAGGAAAGGAAAAGAUGGCAGGCUACACUGGACAAGCAUCUCCGGAAGAAGAUGAACCUGAAGCCAAUCAUGAGAAUGAAUGGUAAUUUUGCCAGGAAGCUCAUGACCAAAGAGACUGUCGAAGCAGUCUGUGAGUUAAUCCCCUCAGAGGAGAGGCAUGAAGCUCUGAGGGAGCUGAUGGACCUUUAUUUGAAGAUGAAGCCUGUGUGGCGGUCAUCAUGCCCUGCCAAAGAGUGCUCAGAAUCCCUCUGCCAGUAUAGUUUCAACUCACAGCGUUUUGCUGAGCUCCUCUCCACCAAAUUCAAAUACAGAUAUGAGGGUAAAAUUACCAACUAUUUUCACAAAACGCUGGCACACGUUCCUGAAAUUAUUGAGAGGGAUGGCUCCAUUGGGGCAUGGGCUAGUGAGGGAAAUGAAUCUGGUAACAAACUGUUCAGGCGCUUCCGGAAAAUGAAUGCCAGGCAGUCCAAGUGCUAUGAAAUGGAAGAUGUCUUGAAACAUCACUGGCUGUAUACCUCCAAAUAUCUACAGAAGUUUAUGAAUGCUCAUAAUGCAUUAAAAAACCCUGGGUUUACUGCAGACUUGCAGGCAAGCAUAGGGGAUCCAUUAGGCAUAGAGGACUCUUUGGAAACUCAAGAUUCAAUGGAAUUUUAA